This is a messenger RNA of Spodoptera littoralis (African cotton leafworm), 363 nucleotides long. The record is from the annotation of a GenBank genome assembly. Lineage: Eukaryota; Metazoa; Arthropoda; Insecta; Lepidoptera; Noctuidae.
AUGCCUAGAGUCCACGCACAAAUCCCAGGCCUAUUUAAAGAUGAGCUCGCGGGUGACAUUAUUACAGAAUUUACUGGGCUUAGAGCUAAACUAUACUGUAUAAAAAGUUUAAAUGGGGAAACUAGAAAAGCCAAGGGUGUCAAUAAGUCAAUCACAAAGCGAUUACGAUUAUAUAAUUAUAAUAAAGCUCUACUUAGUGACAGUACAUUUAAAUGCAAGAUGAACACUAUUAAAUCUAUAAAACAUAUGUUGUUUUCUCAGGAAAUAAAUAAAAUAGUUAUUAAUAGAACUGAUGAUAAGAGACAGAUACUAUUAAAUCAAAUAGAUACAUUACCAUGGGGUCAUUGUAAUACUAUAUUUUAG